Microthlaspi erraticum is the source of this 513-nucleotide messenger RNA. The record is from the annotation of a GenBank genome assembly. Lineage: Eukaryota; Viridiplantae; Streptophyta; Magnoliopsida; Brassicales; Brassicaceae.
AUGAACAUUGCUCUUCUUGCAAAACUGAGCUGGAGACUGUUACAUGAUGAUACUUCUUUGUGGGCAAAGGUUCUGAGGAGUAAAUACAAAGUGAAGGAUGUAAAAGAUGCAGCUUGGUUCAAUACGAAAGGAAAUUGGUCUUCUACGUGGCAGAGUGUUUUAAAAGGAAUGAGAGAGGUGGUGAUCCCAGGGAUGAGCUGGGUGAUUGGUAAUGGGCGCACGACAAAUUUUUGGAAGGACAGGUGGCUGCUAGGAAGCUCGUUACUGGAGGUGGCAACAACAGGUAUCCCGGAGACUCUUACUGAGGCACGGGUAUCUGAUUUAUGGCAGAGCAGUUAUGGUUGGUCUUUUACACAGAUUGAACCAUAUGUCUCGGCUGAGACAAAACUGAGACUCACAUCAGUGGUUGUGGAUGAAGUAACCGGAGGCCGGGACAGAAUGUCCUGGGGACAAACGCAGGAUGGUACGUUCUCGGUCACAUCGGCGUACUCAUUCCUCACCCAGGAUUCUUGA